UUGAUACCACCUUAUCGGAAUGAAUUAUGUAUGCAUGUAUAAGGCUAAAUAGUUCACAGGAAUAUCUAUGCACAACUUUGUGCAUCACCACCCUUGCAGAUUUACAAUAUAUUCUACAAAUUAUAAAGAACCCAGACUUAUCCAACUUUAGAGUUAAAGCAAAUAAAAUUGUAGUUAAUUACCUCCUAACUUUUAAAAUAUUUACUUCCAUCGUUAAUAAGAUUAAAAUAAAAUCAUUCUUGUCACAAAAUCAUAUCUGAAAGUUUCAAGAUGCAACUUAAACAUCGUGCGUACAUUCUUCAACCAUGCUGGGGUUUCUAUUUGCAAGGAUCUGUAAAAGUUCUGGCUCUGGUGGAAAUUGGUAUCCAAUUCGCCACAUUUUUCAUCUUCGGCUACCAUGACGUUAUCCAAGAAGACAUUUUUGAGCGUAAAUGUGAAAGCAAGCAAGAUUGGGUCUUGCUUACACUUUGGAUUUAUACGCAUCUUCACAAGAUAAUUUCCAUCAUUGUUGCAAUUAUUUUGUUCAAUGCCGCAACUAAGAGGGCUAAAACAACCCUAAAAUGCUGCCUAUUUGCCGAAAUUUUUUUCUACUUGGGCCUCCUAGCUUCAAUCGUUACUCUAAAUGUCGUGCUUCGGGGCAACUGGAUUCUCCCGAUUGAUAUUGUAUUUUUGGUGUACAAAAUCUACUCCUUUUGGGUAUUGCAUUCCUUUAUUCGAGAAAUUACUCAGAACGAUAAGGCCUUUGGAGCCGACAAUGCAUUAUCGGACGCCGAAUUGGACGAUUUUUUCUCCGAGGAUGGAUACAACUCAUUUCACGGAACCGCGUAUAAGAAAGAGUUCGAAAUUCCUAUAUCCAAUCUGCGCAUCGAUUCUUUAAUCGCACGCACACGUCAGGAGAGGUUCGAAAUCUAUAAGGCCAAACUAUCCACAAUUAACGGCACCACAGGACUUUGUGAGGUGAAAACCGUCGCUGUCAAAAGUGCGCAUACAGAAAAUUUCAUGCCAUUGAUGAGAGAACUUAUGAUACUGAAUUGUAUCGGAAAGCAUGAGAAUCUAGUCAAUCUGAUCGGAGCAUGCACGAUGGAUGUCAAGCAAAGAAAUCUAUCCCUCGUAAUGGAAUACUGUUCAUUUGGAGACUUGUUAUCCUAUCUUAUUGCCAAUAAAAAUUGGUUUAUGACCGAUAUGGGGGAUUGGAGCAAUUCGCACAGUGACUAUGCAGCUUGGCAAAGUACUUUAAUCUUAUCGGACUUGUUACGAUGGGCGGCUGAUACGGCCAGAGGCAUGGAAUUCAUUGCCAGCGAAAGGGUAAUUCACGGAGAUUUGGCUGCGAGAAAUGUACUGCUUUCGUUUGAUCGCAGAGCAAAAAUUACUAAUUUUGGCCUAACUACUACAACCUUCGCACAUCAAAAUAAUGACAACUUACCCCUUAAAUGGAUGUCCCCCGAAGCGAUAACUGAUCUAAGGUUCUCAACCUACUCUGACGUCUAUUCGUACGGGAUCACUUUAUGGGAAUAUUUCUCAGCCGGUCAAACGCCUUACGCAGAGAAUAGGUAUUAUGACACCAAUUUUAUUGAGCAGUUAAAAAGUGGUGAAUUACGACCUGGACGCCCUGAAUUUGCCAGUGAAGAAAUAUACCAAGAGAUGAGCAAAUGUUGGGCAUUGGAUCCUACAAGUAGACCAACCUUUACCGAAUUGAGAAUCACUUUUGAAAAGCUUUACAUGGAGCAUGAAAAAAGUCUGGGGUCGAAUUAUUUACGGAGAAUGUAGGUUAAUACAUAAAUUAAGUGUAUUUUUCAUGAAAAUGUUUCAUGCAUACGUGCAAAAAGACGGCUGUACACUCCGCAAGUAAUUUAUUUACACGAAAUUAAGUUAAAAAACUUCCUAAUUACCAUAAUAAAUACUUCCAAAUAUUUAUCUA
Molecule: messenger RNA, 1918 nt
Organism: Folsomia candida
Lineage: Eukaryota; Metazoa; Arthropoda; Collembola; Entomobryomorpha; Isotomidae
Product: platelet-derived growth factor receptor alpha
Exons: 10
Coding region: 271-1767 (498 amino acids)
Biological process (GO): cell surface receptor protein tyrosine kinase signaling pathway; multicellular organism development; positive regulation of kinase activity
Cellular component (GO): signaling receptor complex
Molecular function (GO): ATP binding; transmembrane receptor protein tyrosine kinase activity
Source: RefSeq, a predicted model, not a curated record